This is a messenger RNA of Fusarium redolens, 1537 nucleotides long. Its product is annotated as aldehyde dehydrogenase domain-containing protein. Bases 1 to 1500 code for a protein of 499 amino acids. Gene Ontology annotation, molecular function: succinate-semialdehyde dehydrogenase (NAD+) activity. The transcript has 4 exons. NCBI's taxonomy places the organism in Eukaryota, Fungi, Ascomycota, Sordariomycetes, Hypocreales, Nectriaceae. The record is from RefSeq and is a predicted model, not a curated record.
AUGUCUACCAAGCUACCAUUCACUCUUGAUGACCCAUCCCUCUUCCACGAGGCUUCACUCUUGAACGGAGAAUGGGUUCAAGCCAAAUCUGGAGACAAGUUCGAUGUCGAAGACCCUGGAUCUCGCAAAGUGUGGGCAUCUUGUGCCAACAACGACGUCGCCGAUGUAGACCAAUACGUUGAGACGUCGCAAACAGCGUUUGAAAGCUAUCGUUUCAUCAACCCACGUCAACGGGCCAAGAUCCUGCUUAAAUGGCACGAACUGAUCACUGUUGCACGCGAAGAUAUCGCCAAAAUCCUCGUUUUUGAAACCGGCAAGCCAUGGGUAGAGGCUGUUGGGGAGAUCGAUUACGCACUCGGUUUCGCUUGGUGGUUCGCAGGUGAAGCUGAGAGAGUGCGAGGUUCUGUUGCGAUUCCCUCCGUGUCCAACCGCCGUACAUUUGUUAUAAAGCAGCCUAUUGGAGUGUGCGUUGCUCUUGUUCCUUGGAACUUCCCCGUUGCUAUGAUUAUCAGAAAGGUAGCUGCAGCCUUGGCAGCGGGAUGCUCUAUGAUUAUCAAGCCCUCGCCCGAAACCCCUUUAAGCGUCAUGGCUCUGGCCGAUCUUGCCCUUCGUGCAGGUGUGCCGCCUGGCGUGAUCAACGUCAUCUCUACUGAUAACGACAACACUCCUUCUGUCAGCGAGAGGCUCUGUAAGCACCCGCUUGUGCGCAAAGUCACUUUCACUGGAAGUACUAGCGUUGGAAGCAUUGUCGCGAAGCACUGUGCCGAGGGCGGCCUGAAGAAGGUGACGAUGGAAUUGGGAGGGAAUUGCCCGUUUAUCGUGUUUGAUGACGGCGAUUUAGACCGAGCUGUCGCUGCUCUGAUGAUUCUCAAGUGGCGCACUGCUGGCCAGGCAUGCACACAUGCCAACCGGGUUUACGUACAGAGCGGCGUCUUUGACAAGUUUGCUAAGCUGAUGACUGAAGCCACCGCAACGAUCAACGUCGGUCAUGGUAUUGAAAAGGACACGACGAUGGGUCCCUUGACUACGAGUCGCCAGGUCGAAAAACUCAAGAAACACGUGUCUGAUGCUGUUGGGAAAGGGGGCAAGCUCCUUUGUGGAGGCAAUCAGCCUAGCAUCAACGGCUACUUUUUCGAGCCAACUAUUAUCUCGAAUAUGACCAAGGAUAUGUUGACAACUAACGAAGAGGUAUUUGGGCCUUUGCUGGGCCUAUACAAGUUUGAGACGGAAGAAGAGGUAGUCAAGCUAGCUAAUGAUACGUCCAUGGGUCUAGCUUCGUACUUCUUCACCAGGGAUGUUAGCCGAACGUGGCGAUUACUGGAAAGUCUUGAAGCUGGAAUGAUUGGCAUGAAUACUGGCAACGCAUCCUGUGCCGAGUCACCAUUUGGUGGAAUGAAACAAUCGGGUUAUGGGAAAGAAGCUGGCAAGGAUGUUGCAAUUGAAGAGUACUUGGUGUCUAAGACUGGCACUUUGACCGUGGAGGGAGUACCAAUGUUGUGAGAGUUGGUUUAUUGUAGCAAAGUGGAAUAGUCUCAAG